AUGGGAGUGAAUGACUUGUGGCAAAUUUUGGAGCCUGUUAAGCAACACAUCCACUUACAUAAACUUGGUGGGAAAACCAUUGCAGUUGAUCUGAGUCUCUGGGUGUGUGAGGCACAAACAGUCAAAAAGAUGAUUGGAACCGUCAUGAAGCCCCACCUCAGAAACUUAUUUUUUCGUAUUUCAUAUUUAAUACAAAUGGAUGUAAAACUGGUGUUCGUCAUGGAAGGAGAACCACCAAAACUAAAAGCUGAUGUCAUAAGCAAGAGGAAUCAGAUUCGAUAUGGAUCCUCUGGAAAAAUAUGGUCUCAGAGAACAGGGAGAUCACAUUUUAAAUCAGUCUUAAAAGAGUGCCUGGAUAUGCUAGAAUGUUUGGGAAUCCCCUGGGUUCAAGCUGCUGGGGAAGCUGAAGCCAUGUGUGCUUUCCUGAAUGCUGGUGGUUAUGUAGAUGGCUGCCUCACCAAUGAUGGAGAUGCUUUCCUUUAUGGGGCCCAAACUGUUUACAGGAAUUUCACUAUGAAUACAAAGGACCCACAUGUGGACUGUUAUACAAUGUCAUCUAUCAAGAGCAAACUAGGUUUGGAUAGAGAUGCUCUGGUUGGACUAGCGAUACUUCUUGGCUGUGAUUAUCUUCCGAAGGGAGUCCCUGGAGUUGGUAAAGAGCAAGCCUUAAAGCUUAUACAGAUUUUGAAAGGGCAAAGUUUACUUCAGAGGUAACUAAAAAUGACUUUUUCUUGCAAAAAUAAAAGUAUGUGGAAGGUAAUUCUAAAAAGCAGUGAAAAUGAUACUUCUUUGUGUCUCCACAAAGGUUCACCUAAGGAUCAUGAGCAUAAUGGGUGCAAAUUAUGUAAAAGUGAUAGAUAUUGUGAACCACACAAUUAUGAAUACUGCUGUCCUUGUGAGUGGCACCGUACAGAACAUGAUAGGCAACUAAAUGGAGUAGAGAACAAUAUUAAGAAAAAAGCUUGCAGUUGUGAAGGAUUCCCAUUCCAUGAGGUUAUUCAAGAAUUUCUUUUGAACAAGAAUAAAUUGGUGAAGGUAAUCAGGUACCAAAGACCUGAUUUGUUAUUGUUUCAGAGAUUUACUCUUGAAAAAAUGGAGUGGCCCAAUUACUAUGCAUGUGAGAAAUUGUUGGUGCUUUUGACCCGCUAUGACAUGAUAGAAAGAAAGCUUGGUAGAAGGAACUCUAAUCAACUACAGCCAAUUCGAAUUGUUAAGACCCGAAUCAGAAAUGGAGUUAAUUGCUUUGAAAUAGAAUGGGAAAAGCCUGAACAUUAUGCUGUAGAAGAUAAACAAAAUGGAGAUUUGGUUCUGUUAACAAUCGAAGAAGGAUCAUUGUUUGAGGCAGCCUAUCCCGAGAUUGUUGCUGUUUACCAAAAACAAAAGUUAGAAAUUAAAGGGAAGAAACAAAAAAGUAUGAAAAUUAAGUCUAAAGAAAACAAUUUGCCAGAAGAAGAUGAUGUAAUGAGUUUUCAGUCACACCUGAAUUUAAAACCCACAAGUGAAAUAUUUUCUAAGCAGAAUUCCAAGCUAAAUUUGGAAAUUUCUCCUGAUCCUGCAUUACCACAGGAAUCUAUUUCUGCCUCAUUGAAUAGCUUGCUUUUACUUGAGGACAGUGCCUGUUUGAAUACACAAAAACAGUUAAUGUCUUCUCCAAGACCUUUGGCUAUACAGCAAAUUAAAGCUGUCAGUAAGUCUCUAAUUUCAGAAUCCAGUCAACCCAAUAUGUCAUCCCAUAAUAUAUCUGUGAUUGCUGAUCUACACUUGAGCACCAUUGACUGGGAAGGUACUUCUUUUAGUAAUUCUCCAGCUAUUCAAAGGAACACUUUGUCUCAUGGUUUAAAAUUAAAACUUGAAUCAGAGCUGUUGGCCAUCCCUGAUAGCUUUAAAAAUAUCCCAGAAAGUUUGUCAUCUGAAUCAGAAUGGUGUACUAAAGACUUCAAUAAAGUGUUGGAUUGUGAUCUCCAAAAGAUUAGUCCUGAAGAGCAUCUACUUUCUGGCAUUACCGAUUUAUAUCUUCAGGAUUUGCCUUUAAAGGAACGAAUACAUAUAAAAUCAUCAUAUCCUCAGGAUAAUGUACAACGAGAUGUUGACCUGAAAACUUUGUCCCUACCUAGAGUAAAAGAAUCUUGUAUUGCUAACAGCCGUUCUGAUUGUCCAUUAUAUCUUUCAAAGGAUCUUCCAGGAAUUCAUUUGCAAAAUGAAUCCAGAAACUCUAAACUUAUAAAAGGAGACCAGCUGCUUCCAGAAAACUAUACAGUGAAUAUUUCUAUGCCUUAUUCUAUCAAUAACCCAGUACUAAAGACAUCCAGUGUCAGAGUUGGGCCACCAAAUACUGCUAUAGGUCAUAGUAGAAAAGUUGAUGUGCAAACCACUCAGAAAAUUGUAGUGAAGAAGAGUGUUUGCCUUGACAGACAUUCCUCUGAUGAAGAAAGUGCCCCAGUGUUUGGGAAAGCUAAGUACACAACUCAAAAAAUGAAACACAGUUCUCAGAAGCAUAACCCAACCCAAUUCAAAGAAAGUGACCACAACAAAUUGAGUAACCCUAAGUUACAUAUUAAAGGAACUGAACAGUGUGUCAAGUCUUAUAAAACAGUAAGAAAUGAAGAAAACUGUUUCCUAGAUCCAGCAAAAAGCUCUCUGAGUUUUCUACAAUGUCAUAAGAAAGAAGACGACUCUGGUUCUUGUUUGGAUAGUCCUCUUCCUUUAUGCCAGAGAUUAAAGCUAAAGUUCCAAAGCACUUGAAAUGAAAUUUAAACUAUGUUAGUAGGACUUACUAUUCUAGUACUGUCAGCAUUAGCAGAGGCAGAGGAAAGGUGUCUAGUUAAUGUUUGGUA
Molecule: messenger RNA, 2834 nt
Organism: Galeopterus variegatus (Sunda flying lemur)
Lineage: Eukaryota; Metazoa; Chordata; Mammalia; Dermoptera; Cynocephalidae
Gene: GEN1
Product: GEN1 Holliday junction 5' flap endonuclease
Exons: 12
Molecular function (GO): four-way junction DNA binding; 5'-flap endonuclease activity
Source: RefSeq, a predicted model, not a curated record